This is a messenger RNA of Effrenium voratum, 962 nucleotides long. Lineage: Eukaryota; Dinophyceae; Suessiales; Symbiodiniaceae. The record is from the annotation of a GenBank genome assembly.
AGCAAAAUUCGGCUGGGAGCGCGUGGCGUUUUGCGCGGCUGUGGGCCCCGCAGCUCCAUGGACUCGGAAGCAUCCACGGGCAUGGAGUCGGGCGAUGAGAGCUUGGAGGCCCAGUUGCUACGGGAGCAGCGCCGCGCGGACAAGGCGGAGGCAAACGCUCAGCUCCUGGCAGCGCGGGUGAAGCAGCUGGAAUCCGAGUUGGAGAAGGCCAAGCAAAAGCAGCAGAAGGACUGUGACGGAGAGCUGGCAAAAGCCCAGCAAGAAUUGCUGAUGGAGAUCCAGAAGCGGAAGGCUGUGCAGUACGAGCUUAUUUGCAGCGGCCAGCACCUCUGCGAUCUCCAGCAGAAGGUCCACCAGCAGGAGCAGCAGCUUCACACCCUCGGACAGAAGAGGCCAAGCCUCGACAAGGACGCGUUGUUGGCUCCUUGGAGGAGUGUGGCGGUGGCGCCUGCGCGUGAGAUGACAGUCCCGGAGUUUGGGGAGAAGGCACCUUCGCGGCUGAGGCCGCCGGAGACUUCUCCGCAGGCAAGCACCGCGGGCAGCCCCUUGACCGCGCGCAGCAACAGUACCGCCUCAGGCUUCGCCAGCCCACGAGACAGGCUUUCACAGACGGCGAAGGACGUUUGCUUGACGCCAGCAGCGCCGCUGCCGCCAUUUUGGCCAAGGCCAAUGGCCAGCCCGGAUCUGCGGCCCACCCGUGUCAUUCAGACACCGACUCCUGCCUGCCGUUUCUCGCCUCGGCGCCGGGGCGAAGGUGCGGUGCAUGUGCAGAGCUACUUUCUUCACAAGAGUGGAAGCUACGCAGCUCCAGCCUACAGCAGCUACACUGCAGCUCCGGGGCGAUGAGGCCACCGCGGCGGGCUGCAUACAGCUGACCGUUUUGGCGCACCCAUCGACCCGGACGAAUCCAGAAAUCGAUACGUUCUCUGCCUUUUUUUCUGGCGCUCAGGGUUGCUCCGAGC